AUGCCUCCUAAGAAAGCUACUGGCGCUACCAAGAAGGUUGCACCUGGUGCUCAUGCAUCCUACCGUGAUAUGAUCAAGGAUGCUGUUGUGAACUUGAAAGAGCGCAACGGUUCCAGUCGUCAAGCCCUGAAGAAGUAUGUGAUUGCCAACAAUCAGAUCACCUUCGCGUCCCAGAGUGCCUUCGAUGCCCAAUUCAACAAGGCCAUCAAAUCUGGCGUUGAGAAGGGCGAGUUCACCCAGCCCAAGGGACCAUCGGGACCUUUGAAGCUGGCGAAGAAAGAGGUCAAGCCUGCAACUAAGCCCGCCGCUAAGCCUGCCGCUAAGGCAGCUACCAAGGCCACUGUCAAGAAAACCACUACCAAGGCUAUCACCACCAAGAAGGCGGCUCCUAAGAAGGUCACUAAGACUGCUACUAAGGCCACUGUCAAGAAGCCUGUCACAAAGAAGGCUGCUGUCAAGCCCAAGGCCAACUCGGGCAAGGCUCGCAAGACCAAGGCUCCUGCUGCCGCCCCUGCUAUUGUUGAACAACCAAAGGUUCUAAGCAAGACCAAGUCUGGUCGGGUCACCAAGACCACUGCGCCGCCACCAGUCAAGGCCGCUGCCAAGAAGCGAGCCACCAAGAAAUAG
Molecule: messenger RNA, 627 nt
Organism: Penicillium malachiteum
Lineage: Eukaryota; Fungi; Ascomycota; Eurotiomycetes; Eurotiales; Aspergillaceae
Product: histone H1/H5 family protein
Exons: 7
Coding region: 1-627 (208 amino acids)
Biological process (GO): negative regulation of DNA recombination; nucleosome assembly; chromosome condensation
Cellular component (GO): nucleosome; nucleus
Molecular function (GO): structural constituent of chromatin; nucleosomal DNA binding; double-stranded DNA binding
Source: RefSeq, a predicted model, not a curated record